Messenger RNA from Python bivittatus (Burmese python), 807 nucleotides. RefSeq names its product olfactory receptor 12D1-like. Gene Ontology annotation, molecular function: olfactory receptor activity; G protein-coupled receptor activity. The record is from RefSeq and is a predicted model, not a curated record. Gene Ontology annotation, biological process: G protein-coupled receptor signaling pathway. NCBI's taxonomy places the organism in Eukaryota, Metazoa, Chordata, Lepidosauria, Squamata, Pythonidae. Gene Ontology annotation, cellular component: membrane.
AUGAAGAACCAAACCAAGGUGAGCCAAUUCAUCUUAUUGGGCUUAAGCAAAGACAUGGAACUUCAGAACAUACUCUUUGCAAUCUUUUUGAUGUUGUAUUUGGCCACCUUAGUUGGGAAUGGAGCUAUUGUUAUUGUAGUUUUAAAUGAACAACACCUUCACAGCCCCAUGUACUUUUUCCUUGGAAAUCUUUCCUGCCUGGAUAUCUUCCAUUCCUCAGCAACAGUACCAAAGAUGCUUUCUGGUUUUCUGACAGAACUGCAAACAAUUUCAUUCAAUGGCUGUAUGGCCCAGCUGUUUUUCUUCUACUUCCUGGGCAGUAGUGAAGCUAUUCUUCUUGGAGUCAUGGCCUAUGACCGCUAUGUUGCUAUAUGCAACCCCUUGCACUAUACCAUUAUCAUGAGAAAAGAGGUCUGCGUCCUAACGACAGCAGUUUCCCUGUCAACUGGUUUUCUUCAUGCCUUGAUGCAUGCAGUAGUGACUGCUCAUCUACCCUUUUGUGGACCAAAUCUCAUUGAACACUUUGUCUGUGAUACCAAACCAUUGUUAAAACUGGCCUGUGGUAGCACACAACUCAGCCUUAUGCUCCUCAAUACUGUGACUAGCUGCAUUGCAAUUGGCCCUUUUAUCAUCACAGUCCUCUCCUACCUCUACAUUAUUACUUUCCUCCUCUUCAAAAUACAGUCCCAAAGUGGUCGGUGGAAAGCCUUCUCCACUUGCGGAUCCCACCUGACUGUGGUGGCUUUACUUUAUGUUCCUGUGCUGUUUAACUACAUGCUUCCUGCUCUGGGUGCCUCCUCUCAAUGA